Molecule: messenger RNA, 201 nt
Organism: Protopolystoma xenopodis
Lineage: Eukaryota; Metazoa; Platyhelminthes; Monogenea; Polystomatidea; Polystomatidae
Source: the annotation of a GenBank genome assembly
AUGGUUGCCGGAAUCAGAACAUGGCGGUCACGGCCUACUGACAGAGCCGGAUGCACUCGUUUUAUGUCCAAAUGUGGUGUAUGGCCCGAACUUGACCUGUCAGCAUGGCUAUUCUGUGAGGAUCAACUGCUGUUGAUGGCUGGAUCCGGUGCCAGGUUUGAGGAAAUAGUCCGCUCAAAUGAGCCUCACCAACUCGACUAA